AUGCGCCAAACUCUGCGUCGGUCCUGUGCUGCAUGUGCCAAAUCCAAAUGCAGUUGUGACCUCAGCAAGCCGCGUUGUUCUCGCUGCGUUAAGCGUCAGCUUCAGUGCGUUUAUGCAAAUGAACCGUCGGCGGCCCCGCCAGCAGCUUCUGGGCAAGCGGAUAAUGAAUCGAUAAAAAAACUUGUUGAAUCCAACACAAUACCUAGCUAUAGAUUUGGGGGUCUCGAUCCUUUCGAUUCGUAUCCACAGACAAGGCUUCCCAGGGAACACGCCCAACGCCUUAUCCAUAGCUGUAUGUAUCAAUCAACGCUGUCGCUCAAAGCGCAACUCACCAAUUUAGUUCUUCAUAAGAUUGCUUUUCAGUACUAUCCUCUCGAUCUGAACCCAGUCUCAAAUCCUUUUCUUAUCUCUUGGUGGCCACUUGCUCUGGGCGACCCAGCAUUAUUUCACGUAUCACUCCAAACAGCUUGUCUCGAUGAGGAAUUGCUAGCCCAGAGGGGUUUUCGAAUCUCGGAAAUCCUCAUGGCCGACUCUGUGACUUUGCUCCGGCGAAAAAUCGAAGACACGACACUGGCCGUACAAGACGGGACUUUGAAUUCAGUCAUUACUUUGGCAACAAUCGAGUUUGGAAAGGGCAAUAUUAAUGUUAGCGAAAUGCAUGUUGACGGAGUGAAAAAACUAGUUCACAUGAGAGGUGGCAUCAAUGCUGUAAGGCAGACCAACCCGCUUACCGCAAGGAUGGUCAGCUGGGUAUCGAUGCUCAUUAUGGGCUAUCCUCAAUUCGAGACGCAGGAUGACCUCGGCAUUGGAGAUGGCAUACCUCCUGUUCCAGAAUGGCGGUUGGAAUCGACCACCAUCGAUGAUAAUCCACCCGAAUUGAGCAGUGUUUUUACCGACCAUGCGGUCAGGAAUGUCUUCAUUCGUCUACGUAUCCUCUUCCAGCGGGCGCAGCGGAUACCUUACACGCCAUCCCGGCUUCAUGACCUCACCUGUUUUGUCGUACACCGACUACUGUCAUCUCCAGAUACGGGGAAAUCUCAGUCAACACCGGUCACAGAAUGCAUUCGCCAUGCAAUAAUACUUUACAUGUUCAUUAUCCAAGGGCCGACGUAUUACCCUCAUGGAGUUAUAUUGAACACCCUUGUCACUCGGUAUAUAGAGCAUCUCAAUCAGCUGGAAUUGACACCUCGUGUGCAUGAUUCCCUUGAUAUCUGGCUUCUUGCAGUUGGAAUGGUGGCCUCCUUUGAUACUACUCACCAUGUCGUGCUGGUAGAGAAAGCUCGAGAUAUAGCAGCUAAUCUACCACUGGAUAACUGGCACGACGCAUUCAUCUAUAUCAAGAGUGUCUUGUGGUUGGAGACUGAGGAAGGCGAAGGCAUAUUUCGGCUUCAUUGGGACCCUAUUCUUGGUGCGGCAAAUGCAGAGCCACCGGAUUUCACGGACUGUGUUUCCAGCAAUAUAUUCUUGUCUUCGGAGGAACUAUAA
This is a messenger RNA of Penicillium riverlandense, 1485 nucleotides long. Its product is annotated as Zn(II)2Cys6 transcription factor domain-containing protein. The record is from RefSeq and is a predicted model, not a curated record. The coding region runs from base 1 to 1485 and encodes 494 amino acids. Gene Ontology annotation, biological process: regulation of DNA-templated transcription. The transcript is spliced from 3 exons. Lineage: Eukaryota; Fungi; Ascomycota; Eurotiomycetes; Eurotiales; Aspergillaceae. Gene Ontology annotation, molecular function: zinc ion binding; DNA-binding transcription factor activity, RNA polymerase II-specific.